Branchiostoma belcheri (Belcher's lancelet) is the source of this 2157-nucleotide messenger RNA. RefSeq names its product deoxyhypusine synthase-like. The transcript has 11 exons. Gene Ontology annotation, cellular component: cytoplasm. Gene Ontology annotation, molecular function: deoxyhypusine synthase activity. The record is from RefSeq and is a predicted model, not a curated record. Gene Ontology annotation, biological process: peptidyl-hypusine biosynthetic process. Bases 232 to 1320 code for a protein of 362 amino acids. Lineage: Eukaryota; Metazoa; Chordata; Leptocardii; Amphioxiformes; Branchiostomatidae.
UCCACGUGUUAAGAGGGUCGACAGUUCUAUUUGUUUGAAUCGCAUAAAGGGUGAACCGCUUUGAGGUGUAACCCACCUGGUCUGUUAGUAGUACGUUAGUUAUUAAGUGCAGGCGGCAUAGGGGCAGAUUGAUAAGCAAAUACAACCUGUGAAAUAUUAGUACCAGGCCAUAACGUUAGAUCCACUCACACCAGGAAGGACCCCUACUUUUUUGCUCGAGUUGACUUCAAGAUGGCGGACGCAGCUACUAAAGCCGAGCAACAUGUGCUGGUCAAAAGUGUGGACAUGCCUGAUGACGCAAUUAAGAUCGAAGGAUAUGACUUCAACAAAGGCGUGAACCUUGAUGGAGUGGUCAAGCACUACCUGACCACAGGCUUCCAGGCCAGCAACUUUGGACUGGCUAUCGAGCAGAUCAACCAAAUGAGAGAGCACAGGUCCAAGCCCGCCGUCCUCAGCCCGGAGGAGGAGAAGUAUGACGCCAUCUACCGGCCGAGAUCAGACUGCACCAUCUUCCUGGGGUACACCUCCAACCUGGUGUCGUCUGGCGUGAGGGACACCAUCAGGUUCCUGGCUCAACACAGGAUGAUCGACUGCAUCGUGACGUCAGCAGGAGGGAUUGAGGAAGACUUCAUCAAGUGUCUCGCCCCGACGUAUCUUGGAGACUUCAACUUGAAGGGGAGGGACCUUCGACCUAAGGGCCUGAACAGGACGGGAAACCUCCUGGUGCCGAACGACAACUACUGUCUGUUCGAGGACUGGAUUAUGCCCAUUCUGGACCAGAUGCUGGAGGAACAGAAAGAGCAGGGGAUUCUGUGGACACCAUCGAAACUGAUCGCCCGGCUUGGAAAAGAAAUAGACAACCCAGAGUCUAUAUACUACUGGUGCUACAAGAACGAGAUCCCAGUGUUCAGUCCCGCCAUCACGGACGGUUCUAUCGGGGACAUGCUGUUCAUGCACGCCUACAGAAACCCAGGGCUGGUCCUGGACAUCGUGCAGGAUAUAAAGAAUAUGGACAGCAUAGCUGCUCACAGUAAGCACAGCGGCAUGAUCAUACUGGGAGGCGGUUUGGUCAAGCACCACAUCCACAACGCCAAUCAGAUGAAAGGCGGUGCGGAGUACGGAGUGUUCAUUAACACUGCUCAGGAGUUUGACGGGUCGGACGGGGGAGCCCGACCUGACGAGGCCGUGUCGUGGGGCAAGAUCAAGGACACCGCCAGGCCUGUUAAGAUUUUCGCUGAUGCUACCCUUGUGUUCCCCCUGCUCGUGUCACAAACCUUUGCUAAGGACAUGACGCCCCUCCCUAACGGCACCAGCGAUUAAACUGAGACGACAAUGGAAUAAACAUUAUACGCUUUGCACUUUCGUGAUGCUUACGAGUUGAAAGUCAACAUAGAUGUCAGCAUGAAAGUUCAUCUGUGUUGAUAUACUUCGUUAUGACCAAAAGGGCUAAACUUUUUAGCCAACACUAAGUAAUUUGGGUAAGUCCUAAUUUACUUAGUGUUGGCUGGAAAGUUUAGCCCUUUUAGUCACAGUCAACAUAGAUGGUUGGGCAAGUUUGCAAAAGCUUUGAUGGAAAAGAUGCUGUUAAGUAAAAUAAAAACCAGUGCAAUUCAUGGUCAAUAAUAUAAAUAUGAUAAUAAAUACUUUUAAUGUACCUUUAACUUUUUUGCUAGCUUGGCGAAUGAUAAGGAAGUUUAAAAACAUGCAUAUUAAUCUUCAGGACUCUAUGCAAAUAAUUUUGUUGGAUCCCGUAAUCUUUGCUAGUAAUUGCACAGGUUGUGAUUGAAGAGCACAGAAGCAGGUACCCGUAUAAUCAACGACACUAUCAUGUAAAUGAAAUGAUAUAAAUCAAAGAUACUGGAUGAUAUGCUAUAUUUGACUUGAUAUAUCUUCAUUAUGUUUGAGUGUAUGAAGAUAAUGCUGAGUGAGAGCUGAUAUAGAUUGAAUAGAUUUCACAUGCAAAUAAUUUUUUUAUUUUAAAAUCUUUUGGUUCUAGUACUGAUUGUGAUUGACAAACAGCAUUAAGUAGAAACAGGUAGAGUCAACGGCAAUAUUGUCUGAAAUAUUGAAUACAGUAAUAAUCCAUCAAAGCUGCUUGAUUGUAUGCUAUAAAUGACUUGAUAUAUUAUAAUUUCAGUGCAAUAAACUUCGAAAGGU